AUGUCGCAAGUUAAAAGACAACUAAAUCACAAUCUAAGCCAACAAUCUGGUGAAGCAUAUCCUCAUCAAUAUGACCUACAAACCAUUGGAAUGAGAAUAAGAAAAGCUGUUUCUGACGGUUAUCAAACCAGUAACAAUACCUUCCCACAAGAACCAAGACAACAAGAACAACAACAACAACAAUUCCCACCAUUCCAAAGAGUUCCAUUACCUUCAAAUGUGGUUGUGCCUCCUUUACUAUCGAACGCUACAUCUUCAUCAUUUGGAUCCAGUUUUGAAGAAUGGGAAAACAAUUUGGAUGUCAGAUUAAACAACAUUGAAAACGUCUUAACUACAAACAAAGAAGCUUUAAGUAAAAGAAGAUUCGAAUGUGUUGAUAAUGAUUGGUGA
Messenger RNA from Hansenula anomala, 390 nucleotides. RefSeq names its product Dif1p (gene DIF1). The transcript has a single exon. The coding region runs from base 1 to 390 and encodes 129 amino acids. Gene Ontology annotation, cellular component: cytoplasm; nucleus. NCBI's taxonomy places the organism in Eukaryota, Fungi, Ascomycota, Saccharomycetes, Phaffomycetales, Wickerhamomycetaceae. Gene Ontology annotation, molecular function: ribonucleoside-diphosphate reductase inhibitor activity. The record is from RefSeq and is a predicted model, not a curated record.